AUGGAGGAUUUCAUUGCGACGCAAACUCACUCUAUGAUGGAAUGCUUUGUGGCUACACAAACUCUUCAGAAUGAAGAAUUUAGAAAACAAAGUCUUUAUACAAAUGAAACCCUUAGGAAACUGAACACUGUGGUCGACUCCCUCGUCACUCACAACGAGGCAUUAGAGACUCAAAUCUCCCUGCUUGCGCAUACACCUCUAGAACCAUUCCCUGAGAAACAUGCGGAUAUUGUAACAGUAACCAGUGAAAAAUCUACCAAAAAUCCUAAGGAGAGUGAUAAUGAGGAGGAUUCAGGUGAGAAAAGAGUAGAUAUUGAGAAAGAUCUAUCGACACCAACCAAAAGGGAGGUUGUCGAAGAGGUAGAGAAGGAAGAACUAUGUGUUGUUCCUCCUCCCUAUGAAUCACUAAUUCCUUUCCCGCGAAGGUCGGUGGAAGUAAAGGUAGACCCCAAAUCCGAAAGGUAUGAGGAGCUAUUGGAAAAUAUCCACACCAAUGCACCUUUAUUCGAGACCCUGAAUAAGAAGAGAAAAUUAGAAGACCGUGAAACUAGGGAACUCAUUAGGGGCAAGUUAGACUCUGAGGUGGUGGAUGAAAAAAUUGAACCCAAACCUGAAAAGCUAGCUCUCAGGAUAGAGCCAGAACCACCACCACAAGCCUGUCCUGUUAAUGCCGCUACAUUUAUGAUAGCUAACCUAGACCGUAUGGCGCAAGCUAACCAUUGA
Messenger RNA from Lathyrus oleraceus (garden pea), 723 nucleotides. RefSeq lists its product as uncharacterized. The record is from RefSeq and is a predicted model, not a curated record. The transcript is spliced from 2 exons. Bases 1 to 723 code for a protein of 240 amino acids. Lineage: Eukaryota; Viridiplantae; Streptophyta; Magnoliopsida; Fabales; Fabaceae.